AUGGAGACAGCACGUAGUGAAGUAAACGCAGCACGGAGAAACGCCAGUCACUUUGCAGCGACACCUGCGACUCUCAGCGCUGCUGCUGCCUCUCGUUCAGAUGGCGGGUGCAGUCGGCGUCCACGUGGGGCGGCGCAGCAGACGCCGCGGCGUCGUGAUGAAUGUAAAAGGGAAACAAGAUUGGGAGAGCAGAGCGAGGAGGGGUGUGGGGGACGGACACGUGCAGGGAGAGCCGUAUUUAUGGCGGACAUAAAGACGGGGGCGGCGCAUAUGGGCCCGUCGCGCCGGAAUAACUGUCAACGGCGGCGUACUUCCUGGCCGGCGCUGCCGCCACCGCUGUAUUUCAUCGCGACGCCGGGGGCGGCGCCGGCCCGCGCGCAAGAUGCCGCGACACUUCGCCGCGCAAGUGCCCGACCAACCGUCCUCUUCUCGCUGCGUGCGCUGUCUCGAGGCGGAGACGGCCUGGAGCCCAGUUCGGGCUUGUGGCAUAAACAGAGUUGUAAAACUGUUAAUUUUAAACAUCCUGUCGGUGGGCUUAUAACACUGAGGGACCAAGCACGCAGAACUGUUUGCACUGCAGCUGUAAGCACGGUGUACAAACGACAGCCCUACAUCCUAGGUCCUGGUUCGGACCUGUACGUUGGCAGCAGAUGUGUGAUCGUCGUCUUUCUGAGGCCCCUUGAUUUCUCGGGAAUUCGUUCCUCCAUCUAUGUUUUUGUAGGCACUUUAGGAUCACUACUGCCCACCCUGAGUGGAGAAGGCCCAUGUGCUGAACAUCUUGUGAAUGAUUAUCAGCUACCUCCAACUCCUGUCAGCGAAAGAAUUAUGUCUCUCCGAAUCCCGCUGUCUGGAGGUAAAUUUAUUACCCGCAUCACUCCAUAUGAUCCCACUUUGGAUGCUGAUGGAGACAUUAAAGAUCGGUUCUAUAACCUGCUGAGCACAACCAUCAAGAAAGUACCACCUCCAGCCGGCCGCGGUGGCCGCAGCUGUAGUGGCAGCACCAAGAGCCCUGUGCUGCUGGGAUACGUGUACCCGUGCGCGGCUGCGGUGUGGAGGCCGCGCCGCUGCGACUGCAGGCUGGCGCGCGCCGCGCCCUAUCCCGCGCCCUCGCAGCCUUUCUACCAUCUGCGGGCCGCCUCCGCCGCCGCCGCCGCCCCCGCAGCAGCAGCAGCAGCAGCAGCCGCCGCCCCCGCAGCUGCCGCCGUCGCGACCACAGUAGCCACAGCAGCAGCGGCCGGACAGCCGCAGCCGGUGCCCACGUGCGCCCGCUGCCGGGCCCACGACCCGCAGGCCGCGGCCCCCGCCGCCCCCGCCGCUCCCGCCAUCCCGGCUGCCGCCCCGGAGGACAUUGUGGCCACCGCGACGCCGACGCCCAUGUUGUUCGUGCCGUUCUCGGUGCCUAGCUUCGCGCCGCCGCCGCCCCUAGCGGGCACGGUGGCUGCCGCCACGGCCGCCACCGCCGCCUCCAACAGCCCGUCUGCUGCAGCCGCCGGAGGAGCCGCCGCCGCCGCCGCUGCUGCCGCCGCCGCAGCCGCCGCCGCCGCCGCGUCCGCCCCCGGCAAGGUAACCACGUGGCCGCCAUGUGCUCCGCCGGUGCGCGCGCCACUCGGGCACUUGUUUACCGAUGCCACGUCUGAGGCGCUGCCGCAUGUUGCCCCCAGCGACAGACGAAUGUAG
Schistocerca nitens (vagrant locust) is the source of this 1677-nucleotide messenger RNA. RefSeq lists its product as uncharacterized. Bases 1 to 1677 code for a protein of 558 amino acids. Lineage: Eukaryota; Metazoa; Arthropoda; Insecta; Orthoptera; Acrididae. The record is from RefSeq and is a predicted model, not a curated record. The transcript has 3 exons.